AUGCGUGGGAGCUUGGAAGGGUGCCAGGAACCCAGUGGAAAAAUCUUACAUUUUGGUGCCGAAACCCAAGAGGAGUUGUCCACGGGGGCCGCUCCUCCCCAUCUCCCCGAGAAAAGCCUCUGUGGCCGCUCCACCGGUCCGGACAGCCAGGGCUGGAUAGAAGCCUACCCUACCACUCGGGAAACAGCUGAUACAGUUGCUGCUCUCCUCAUCGAGCACAUUGUCCCGCGCUUCGGGUUGCCUGCCUCCAUCCAGUCAGACAACGGCCCUGUCUGCGUCUCCCAGGUUGUGCAACAAGUUUCCACCUCGCUGGGCAUCACCUGGAAGCUUCACAUCCCAUACCAUCCUCAGUCAUCAGGGAAAGUUGAACACACCAAUGGGAUUCUCAAGUCACACCUAACCAAAAGUACCUUAGAAACAAAAAACUCUUGGCCUACACUCCUCCCAUUCGUCCUAGCUAGAAUCAGAGCUGCCCCUAGGGAGCUGUUAGGAUUAAGCCUGUUUGAACUGCUCUAUGGUAGGCCUUUUCUAAUCAACAAUAAUUUACCUGUUUCUCCUCCACCUCUGGCCUCCUACCUGCCCUACCUUUCCCUCCUAAAACAUCUCCUUAGAGAAUAUGCUGACCGAACCCUCCCGCCAGUAGGAGGACCACAAGAAGCAGACCACACAAUUCCUCUCCAACCAGGGGACCAGGUAGUGCUCAGGGAACUGAAGACCAGACCACUCCAGCCUAAGUGGACGGGACCCCAUACAGUAAUACUCACCACCCCUACAGCAGCCAAGCUUUUAGGCCUUCCCUCUUGGGUUCAUGUCUCCUGCCUUAAACUAGCCCCGGCUAGCAGCGAGUGGUCGGCCAAAAUCCUGGGAAACACCAGGAUCUGUUUUACCCAGAGCCCAGCUUCCCACCAUGACUCCCCUUUGGGCCACUCUUCUCCUCCUUCCUCUCCUUAACCAGACGAUACUAGCCAGCCCACGGCCUAAACUGGAAAAGGCCCUUGAUUCCUCAGUUACCUCGUUGGCCUCUCUGCAGAGACAGAAGCGGUGCUGCUUCUACCUAAACGAGAGCGAUAUAGUACAAAAAAACAUCAACAAAUUACGAAAUAUACAGGACAGACUCCGCCGGGAAAAUUCCCAAACCAUGUUGUCCUCGUGGUGGAAAAACCUUUCCACCUGGUUGGCCCCAAUUCUGGGGCCCCUUCUGAUCAUAGGCAUACUACUAAUGCUUGGUCCCUGUUUUGUAAAGUUUUUACAGGCACGAAUUCAAGAAGGCUCCCGGGUAGCAUUCAGUCAAAUGCUCCUUCACCCCUAUCCUCCUAUCCCAACUGAACCACCGGCCUCUGAGCCCCAAUCCCCUUGACGCCCCCCAGGUCAGCAGGAAGUAGGCGGAAGGAAACAUCACCCCAUAUCAUAUCAAAGAGGUCGGAAUGGUGGGUUGGACAGGAUAUGAAAAGGUUAACACCCACAGCAGGCACCAAAGAAAACUGCAAGCUAAGCAAUCGCCAAAAUAUUCCUGGCAACAAGUGCCUAAAUGGUUGGCCAUUCUCAGUCUGCCAUGGAGACUACAGCACCCAAUCUGCCUAAGACACGACAAGCCUUACCCCACCUAGAUGUAUAAAAAAAUCUUCCCACUCUACCCUGGGCGCAACUUCUCUGGACCAGGAACCUCGCCUGGAAGUGCAGCCUCAAUAAAAUCCUGUUUUUGCCCCCUUA
This is a messenger RNA of Phyllostomus hastatus (greater spear-nosed bat), 1710 nucleotides long. RefSeq lists its product as uncharacterized. NCBI's taxonomy places the organism in Eukaryota, Metazoa, Chordata, Mammalia, Chiroptera, Phyllostomidae. The coding region runs from base 1 to 951 and encodes 316 amino acids. Gene Ontology annotation, molecular function: nucleic acid binding. Gene Ontology annotation, biological process: DNA integration. The transcript is spliced from 4 exons. The record is from RefSeq and is a predicted model, not a curated record.